Oreochromis aureus is the source of this 2950-nucleotide messenger RNA. RefSeq names its product XK-related protein 8-like. Gene Ontology annotation, biological process: phosphatidylserine exposure on apoptotic cell surface; apoptotic process involved in development; engulfment of apoptotic cell. Bases 138 to 1004 code for a protein of 288 amino acids. Gene Ontology annotation, cellular component: plasma membrane. NCBI's taxonomy places the organism in Eukaryota, Metazoa, Chordata, Actinopteri, Cichliformes, Cichlidae. The transcript is spliced from 3 exons. The record is from RefSeq and is a predicted model, not a curated record.
UCCAGCACUAUCAGCAGCAGGAGCAGCAGCAACCCCUCAACAGCAACAUUGUACCCAUCAGCCUGGUUCAGUGUGCCCCUUUUUAGCUUUGAGCACCCGCCCCUAUAAACGUCUCUGCACGGCCCUGUGCAGGAGUCAUGGAGAAGUCUGUGCAAAGCUUAUACAGAAAGCGCGCUGACGCUGAGAGUGUGGCCAAGUUUCUGAGACAGGAUCUCCGCAUUUUGCGCUUCAUUGAGACGUUUUCAGAGAGCGCCCCGCAGCUUGCUCUCAUGCUCACCAUCAUUCUGCACGAAGGCCGGUUGGAUCCUGUUACAGUGUUGAAGGCCAUCGGCUCGACUUUGUCCAUCGCCUCCUUUUUGACCACCUACGAUCACUCAAUGCGCGCCUUCCUGCCAGAGAAGGAAAAACACCACAUGAUCUCAUUAGUUUUCUACUUCAUCUGGAACUUGGUUCUCAUCUCUUCUCGCAUCGCUGCUCUCGCUCUUUUCGCCUCCGUGCUGCCCUGCUUCAUCUUCGCCCACUUCAUCUGCUCUUGGCUGGUUUUAUUCUUCUUUGCUUGGCGAUCCAAGACCAACUUCAUGGAUGACCCUCGUGGGGAAUGGCUUUACAGAACCACUGUUGGCCUCAUUUGGUAUUUCAACUGGUUUAGUGUGGCCAAGGGGAUGAGGAUCAGGUCCAUGCUCUAUCACACGUAUAUCCUUAUUGAUAUUUGCAUCCUCUGUGGUUUGUGGUGCUGGAAGAUGAGCACAGAUCCUCCUGAUUUUGUGACACACCCUUUAACCACGGCUGCCUGUGUUGUUGCAGUUUACAUCCUUGGUCUGUUAUUUAAAGUUAUUUAUUUUACGUUCUUCCAUCCAAACUUUGAUAAAGAUAAGCUAAAAGGGGCCACCAUCCCAGAGGAGCAACCUGAAGAUGAAGAGCGAUCUCAUUCAGUUCCUACACGUCCCCUUAAGGCCACUGACAAUAAAAGAAUGAGGAAGCUGGCCGAGAACUUCUUCUGCUGACCUGCAUCAUUUGACAUCCACAGGACAUGAGAUUAGAAAGACUGAGUCAUGUAGGUCACAAGGGUGUGUGGGACUGAGGACUGAGCUGCUGCUUGAUUAACCACAGAUACAAUAUCUUAUGAUGUUACUCAGGUUUAUCUGGGGAUAAAUUUACAGAAAACACUUUUCUCUGUAUUAACUGGUGCUUCCCUCUAAUGAAGCAUUUAAAAUGCCUCACUUGUUACAUGCUUGUAUGAAAUAGUUAUGGGUUAACAAAGAGAUGAGUUUCCUAAUGCUAAUGAAUGGGUCUGCCUCCCUAAAAUAUAUGACAGUAUUAAACCAGUAUAAAAAUCGUGUUUACAAAGGAUUUUAAAUGGUCAUUUUAAAGCUAGAACGUUGAAUGGCAUUUCUAUAUUUGUGUGUGUGCUUUUUAAAUUACCAUUUAUACCAAUUUGUGAGCAUCUUUUUCUUACGCAAUAGUGUUGAUGUAGGAGGUGUGAAAUAGGUAAAAAGGUAUUAACAAGCUAUCGACAAUGAAGCAGCAAAAAUACAGAAAGCGAAAGAAAUAAAACAUAUAAACAUUAAUAAAACCAUUUUGGUUGUAGGUGUUAACAUGUAAUUGAACACAUAUUGACUACGUAACCUUAUACUGUAUUUGAGGGUUGAAGUUGUCCGUGUGUGAAUGUGUACACGUGCAUGUGUGUACAAAUGCAUAAAUAUACAAAGAACUCAGAAAAUCUCAGAUCUUUCUGCUGCUUAGUGUGGAAAAAGUAAGAAAACAUGAUCAGCUCAUACUAUAACAUCCAUAUGCUGGUCUCAUGUGUUCGUUUUCUUUUAAUUCUCUCAUUUCCCUUAAUUUUCCCCCUUUUUGUGGUCAGUGUGUUUACAUAUAUUAAUGUGUCAGUACUGCGUUCCUGUAAAAGAAGCAAAAUGUGCACAGGUUUUAGUUUGUGGAUGUUUGGGAUCAGGGCAGAAGUUUCAAAGGGUCAAGAUGAGAAGGUCACAGAGGAAUCACCGACCUUCCAGUGAGCUGCCUCUAGCAUAUUAAAGGGUCCAGCCUGUGCUGUGCAGGCCGCUCCUGGGAUCUGUACACAGUUAAACUGCUUAUUCACGUUUCACAAUGUGAUGUAACAAAGCAAGUACUUUGACAUUUUUACUGCAACCAUAUUUCAAUAUUUUCCAGCCGGCCAUUUGUGCUGUUGCAGCUGUAUGAUGAGCAGAGUUAUGCAAGCUCAAAAUGAUGUUGAAUACAUUGUGUUAAGGUUAAACAGUGAGUUUAAAGCACAUCUCUCUGGCUUCUAGUUAGAGAUCAGAUCCUGUGAGACACUCACAGAGGGAGUUUUUUAGUUAACUGUUUCAGUUAAUGCAGCUCCAAUAUGAGCUACUUGUGACAGCCACUAAAAAACCCCAUUAACACAAACUUACUGCAAGCACAUGAUAAAUCCAUAGUAGUCUGUAAAAAAUAAGCCGGCCUUGUAUCAGCACAACCACUGCUACCAAUUUCACACCUAAAUUGUUGAGUACUACGCCAUCUAGUGGUAAGUACUCUGUAAUUUAUGGUACAGGUACAGCCUGAGAGAAUGCCUGAGUUUGUGAGCCUGAGCUCAGGCCUAAUGCAUUGACUUAACUUAUUUACAAACAACUCUUCACACGCAUUUGCUGAUCCACUGUGGCAGAAGUGUAGCAGAAGUUACACAUGAAAAGAAGGUAAUUGUAACUUAUUUGCAAAUUUACAAACGUGAUCACACAAACAGCCAGUUGACUUAGUUUGACAGAGAGCUGUCAGGUUUGUUUCAUCUGGUUUUUUUUUUGGGUUUUUUUAUCAGUUGUUGAUGAAUUUGUGGCUGCUCCAUAUCAGUGCAAUUUAUGAAAUAUAAGGUUAGCAGAUUUUGACAAUUAGAUGGACUAUUCUGCAUUCAAUGUUGUACACAAUGAAAAAAAAUCAAGCAAUUCAAAUGAGAUGAAGA